Molecule: messenger RNA, 1256 nt
Organism: Talaromyces proteolyticus
Lineage: Eukaryota; Fungi; Ascomycota; Eurotiomycetes; Eurotiales; Trichocomaceae
Exons: 1
Coding region: 331-1146 (271 amino acids)
Source: RefSeq, a predicted model, not a curated record
GUCAGUCACAUGCACCUGUUCCUUAGUUUAUGAAGUAGAUUGCUUGCUGGGACUGCGGCGUGUCUGAUUUGCCAACUCUCUUGCCGUCCCUAGACUUACUAGCUUACAACGUUACGCCCAGUAACCCCAUUUGAAACCUCGACACACAUUUCUCCCCUUCUCUCUUUCGUUCUCAUUCUCUGUCUCCCCUUUUCUCCUCUUCUAUUCAUUUCUUCUCUUCUUCACUUUUUUAUUUCUUGCGCAACAGUCUAGCUUUCGUUCAGUCUAUUUGCUUUCCAUUCCCGUUCUCUCCAAUUCUCGCAGUGGUAAAAGCCUCCAGAGCCAAUCAACAUGUCGCCUACUUUCUUGGGUCUGUUUCUUGCCUUUAUUCUCGGCGCUGUCGGUGCUGAGGCUCUUACUUUCCCGGCCACCGUGGAAGUCGAUCUUGUCUUCCCGCGCAACGAUACAUACGCACCUGCCGCUCUUAUACCUGUUGUUUUCGCAAUCCAAAACGCCCAGCUCGCAGCAUCCCUCGACCCAAAGUUUCAAUUCACCGUUACGAGUGCUAGCGACUCCUCCAACGAGAUCACCACCGCAAUACUGGAUCUCACAAACGCCACCUUCUCCCGCAGUGACCCAUACUAUGCACUCGGCUAUAUUCAUAGCUUGAAUGGCAUCGAAGGCCAGUGGGUGCUUGCCUGGUCCUUGAGCACUGGCAACUGCUCGGGAUCUUCGGAUGACACUGUAAAUAUUGGCCACUUAAACCAGAAUACAAAUGUCUUUUUCACCACCAAGAACGGCACGCAGCCGCCAGAUCUCGUCGCGGCUUCAGCUGACAAUAGCACCUGCGCCGCCACGGAUGACAGCUAUACAUUCAAUGUGACGGGGACGCUGGACGUGGCGGACACGAUCAAAUACGAUGGCCGAAGUUCGUGCGCCGUUCUUUCGCCUACACUGCCCACUGCAAACCCUUGCGCCGCGGCUGUAAACGUAGCUGCUGCAGCGAGCAUCUCUGCGGCUAUCACGUCUACUGCUUGCGCUUGGCAGAAUCCGAAUGUGACAUGUCCGUCCUCCAGCAGCAGUGCAGCUGGGAGGGUUAUGAUGUUUCCAGGGAUAUGGUCAGUGUGCUUACUUUGGAUUGGAUUGAAUUUCCAUUUUUGGCUGUAGACUUAAGUCAGACAAGAUUAUAUUGUAAUUGUACAUAAUGGAGUAUUUACACUUGCGGCUUCCGUAUGAUAAUAGCAAUAGCAAUUGAUCGUGCUGCGAUAUGAAAAAAA